Messenger RNA from Scophthalmus maximus (turbot), 2279 nucleotides. RefSeq names its product olfactory receptor 146-like. The record is from RefSeq and is a predicted model, not a curated record. Gene Ontology annotation, cellular component: membrane. Gene Ontology annotation, biological process: G protein-coupled receptor signaling pathway. The transcript has a single exon. Gene Ontology annotation, molecular function: olfactory receptor activity; G protein-coupled receptor activity. Bases 1115 to 2053 code for a protein of 312 amino acids. NCBI's taxonomy places the organism in Eukaryota, Metazoa, Chordata, Actinopteri, Pleuronectiformes, Scophthalmidae.
UUUACUUCAACUCUUAUAUAAACACUGCAUUGGCAAACAGACUCCGCCCCCCGCCGAGGCUGCGUGGACACGAAGAAACAGCAGGUUCGUCACUUGAUGCUAGAAAAGGUCAGAACCAUAGACUGAAUAUAAAAAUGGAUGUGAAACCAAUGCAGAAGUGUCUGAAGCCUGUAUUCAGCAAGAAGGGUCUCGGUUCGAAUCCCGGUUUCCCACAGUCCACAGUGGGCGGAAUCAGGAAUGAGGUAAAGUGGUGGAGGAGGUCCGACGGGUAAUCGGGUGGCCCACAGUCUGGAGGGGUUUAUAGGUGAGGAGGAGGAUUUUAACAUGAACCCCAGUGAAGAUGGAUGAGGGUGAUGAGCUGCCAGGGCCCGGUUCAGACGACUUCUGUACAUACUGUACCGCAGCCAAUCCAGGAAGAGGAUCCCGAUUCAUGCAUUCAGCUCGUCAUGUUGUGAGGACCACACUUCCACCAGAUCUCUAUUAAGACUCACACCGGCUCGUGAUCUCCGGCAGAAGUUCGUCAGCUGGGCAUGUGGACGGUCUGCACAGCGACAGCAACAAAGAGUAAUAUUUCAAUUCUUCAAACUGUUCAACUGAUUCAAGGUGUCAAAGAUUUUAAUUUUAUUACAUGAACUGUUUCAUUAAGUCAAAGAUUUGUCCGGUCUGUUCACAGAGAACCAGGACGAUCAUCCUCUGUGCAGCAGCUUUAUUAAUAAGUCAAAUGCUCCAGUGAAAGAUUCAGAGCAUCUCUUGUACCUGCAGACGCUUUAAUGAACCAUGUCGAUGUAAUGUCUGUUCCUAAGUGUCAUGUAUUCACAGUUUAAGCCGAACGCUUUGCUUUCGUUUGGAUAAUUGACACAUUUGCUCUUGUGUCACGUCUUCGAUCUGAUCUGGUGAUUGUGUUUGUCCUCAUUGACUCGUGGAGAUGGAUCUAACACUCAUUACUGUACAUGUGGCUUUGCCUGAUUCUCUGUGUUCAUUCGUUGGAUGUCUCGGCCUGGUGUUGGUGACCAUGUGAUUAAUCGCUCAUAUCUUGUAUCUGCAGGAGACACGUGUGAAAAACCAUCAUCAACCUCUUUAUAAGUUGUUGUUUUUCUUGUUUUGUUUGAGCCUGAUGGAAAACAUCACCUACAACAGCUUGACCCUGCAGUUGCAGGGGUUAAAGGUCACAGAGUUUUCCGUCUACCCAGCCUUCGCCUUCAUCCUUCUGUCCUACAUUGUUAUCAUAUUAUUCAACGUAGGUAUUGUGGUGCUGGUUGUCUUGGACAAGAACCUUCACACGCCGAUGUACCUCCUGUUCUGCAACCUGCCCAUCAACGACAUACUGGGGAACUCCAUCAUGUUGCCCCGGCUGCUGUCAGACAUCCUGCGUCCUCCCUCCGAGCGUCUCAUCAGUUAUUACGAGUGUGUGGUUCAAGCUUUCACCGCACACAUGUUCGGCACCACUUGUCACACUAUCCUCAUCAUCAUGGCCUUUGACAGGUAUGUGGCCAUCUGUAAUCCUCUGCGCUACAACUCCAUCAUGAGCAACCGAAUGGUAAUCAAGCUGACGGUGUGGGCGUGGGGAGUGUCCUUCGUUAUGGUCGGGAUUCUGCUCGGUCUGACCAUCAGGCUGAACCGAUGCAGGACUCUGAUCGCAAACCCGUUCUGUGACAACGCCACACUGUUCAAGCUCUCCUGUGAGAAUGUGUUCAUCAACAACGUCUACGGCCUCACGUUCACCGUGGUGCUGUUCUCAGCCUCGAUAGGCAGCGUGGUUCUCACCUACACAAAGAUCACCGUCAUCUGUCUGACCAGUAACAACAAGUCUCUGAACAGCAAAGCCCUGAAGACCUGCAGCACUCACCUGUCCGUCUAUCUCGUCAUGUUCCUGUCCGGGACCGUCGUCAUCAUCCUGCAUCGCUUCCCUCAGUUCUCCGACUACAGGAAACUCUGCAGCGUUCUGUUUCACAUCGUCCCGAGCAGCCUCAACCCCAUCAUCUACGGUGUCCAGUCAAAAGAGAUACGACAAUCGCCCCUGAAAUGGUUCAAGUCCAAAAAGGUUUUAUCAUAAUUAUGGUUUAAAUACAAAUAUCAUUUAAAACGCAACUUAGAAGAAACGUGAGUCUUUGCUGUUUGUUGUGUUGUUGAUCUUCACUUUCCAUCAAUUACCUUUUGUUGAAUGUCGACACGGUUUAGAAAAAUCACUGAAGUCAGUAAUGUUGAAAUAUUUUUUGCAAUGAUUCACAGUCUUGAUUCAUGUGCGUGUUUCUCAUCCAUAUGUUUUGUGUCUGUGUGCA